CGCAUCGUCCAUGAAUUUGUGUGGAAGGCCAGCUCUCAGAUCAACGUUUUGCCCUUGUUAUCCCAUGGAGGUUCCUUAGGAGCUAUAACAACUCACUCAGCAGGCCCAGGCACACUUUGGGGAACCCCAGCGAUUGCGGGGAAGGCGAAGGGGUGGCCUUUGUGUCACAUUUGGCCACCGCCUCCUGCUCUUCUGCCUUUUCCCUAGAUUAAAGCAAAGGUCUAUUUUUCACUAAGAAGAUGAACAAGCUGUACAUCGGGAACCUGGGCGAAAACGUGUGCCCUAUGGACCUGGAAAGUAUCUUUAAAGAGUCCAAGAUUCCUUUCACCGGUCAGUUUCUUGUGAAGACGGGAUAUGCUUUUGUGGACUGCCCCGACGAGAAUUGGGCUAUGAAGGCCAUCGAAGCACUUUCAGGUAAAGUGGAGCUGCAUGGUAAACUCCUAGAAGUUGAACAUUCAGUUCCCAAAAGACAAAGGAGUCGAAAACUUCAAAUCCGAAAUAUUCCACCACACUUGCAGUGGGAGGUCCUGGACGGUUUGCUGGCACAGUAUGGAACUGUGGAAACCUGUGAGCAAGUGAAUACUGACACAGAGACUGCAGUAGUAAAUGUAACAUACGCCAAUAAGGACCAGGCCAGGCAAGCAAUAGAAAAAUUGAACGGAUUCCAGCUUGAAAACUAUUCAUUAAAAGUUGCAUAUAUUCCUGAUGAAAUGGCAGCCCAACCACCUCCUCAGCAGCAUCCUCAAGGUAGACGUGGAUUUGGGCAGAGAGGUCCCCCUAGACAAGGUUCACCGGGCGCAGCAACAAGACAGAAACCACAGUCUGAUGUUCCAUUACGGAUACUUGUUCCAACCCAGUUUGUAGGAGCUAUUAUUGGAAAAGAAGGGGCCACAAUCAGAAAUAUCACAAAGCAGACGCAGUCAAAGAUUGAUAUUCAUCGUAAAGAAAAUGCAGGAGCUGCUGAAAAACCAAUUACAAUCCAUUCUACUCCAGAAGGAUGCUCAACUGCUUGUAAAAUUAUCAUGGAAAUAAUGCAAAAGGAAGCUCAAGACAUUAAAUUCACAGACGACAUUCCCUUGAAAAUACUGGCACAUAAUAAUUUUGUUGGCCGACUCAUUGGUAAAGAGGGACGGAAUUUGAAAAAAAUUGAACAGGAUACUGACACUAAAAUAACAAUAUCUCCAUUGCAGGACUUGACACUAUAUAAUCCAGAACGAACCAUUACAGUUAAAGGCAGUAUUGAUACAUGUGCCAAGGCUGAGGAGGAAAUAAUGAAGAAAAUCAGAGAGUCAUAUGAAAAUGAUAUUGCUGCUAUGAAUCUUCAAGCACAUUUAAUUCCAGGGCUAAAUCUGAAUGCCUUGGGUUUAUUCCCACCUUCUUCAGGGAUACCACCUCCCACAGUGGGUGUUGCUCCAGCCACUGCUUCCUCUUCAUAUCCUCCAUUUGGGUUCUGCCAUUUUCCCUCCUACAAUUACAGAGGCCAGCAACAACCAGAAUCUGAGACAGUUCAUCUGUUCAUACCAGCCUUAGCAGUGGGAGCCAUUAUUGGCAAGCAAGGACAGCACAUCAAGCAACUUUCUCGUUUUGCAGGUGCAUCUAUUAAGAUAGCGCCUCCUGAAGGACCAGAUGCCAAACUGAGAAUGGUGAUAAUUACUGGACCUCCUGAGGCACAAUUCAAGGCCCAGGGGAGAAUCUAUGGGAAACUUAAGGAAGAAAAUUUCUUUGGACCUAAAGAAGAAGUAAAACUUGAAGCUCAUAUAAAAGUGCCAUCCCAUGCUGCUGGUAGAGUUAUUGGCAAAGGUGGCAAAACGGUAAAUGAGCUUCAGAAUUUAACAAGUGCAGAAGUUGUUGUUCCUCGUGAUCAGACACCAGAUGAAAAUGAUCAGGUGGUUGUGAAAAUUACUGGUCAUUUCUAUGCAUGCCAGCUUGCCCAACGAAAAAUUCAGGAAAUACUGGCUCAGGUAAGAAGACAACAACAACAACAACAGAAAACAGCACCAAGUGGACAGCCUCAGCAGAGACGAAAAUAAAAGUUUAGUAAAAGACCCUUCAGAGACAGAUGCCAAACCAAAGAGAGAGAGAGAGAGAGAGAGAGAGAAAAAGAGAGAGACUAAACUGUAAUGGACAGGUUAUGGGCACCUGUUGGAAUGAUAUACAAAAGUUUCACCAAGCCAGUUUGUUUGAGGACCAGGCGCAGUUGGCAUACUGUCUCUGAGAAUGUAUUCUUUAGGCUCUCUUUAUUUUUUGAAACCCAGCUUUAAACUAAGGACCCCUUCACUUCCCUUUUGUUCUAUUCUCACAGUUUAACAUAAACUUGCUAGUUUUCUUUCAUGGUUCUUACUAUUCCCCAGCAAUAUUAGGCAUUGAUUUAAUGAAGCUUUCUCUUUCGAGUUCAUUGGUAUAACAAGUAAAGGCAUUGCUAUUCUAUUCCACUUGUAAAAGAAGCAAAGAUAACGGGAAGGUUUGAUUUGGGGAUGGGACUGGAGUUUAGACAAGGGCAUUAACAAAGAGGUUAAGUGUUAUUCCCAAUGUUAACCAAGUGGCUUUUUUUUUAAAAACCCUUUUGGCUGCAUUUAUACACAAUACUGCCAUGUAUAAACUAAGAGGUUUCAGUGAUGUUGGCCAGGCAUAAAAAGAUGAAUAUGCAUUUUACUAAACUACCUCAGGCAUUUAAUACCUCAAAUAAGAAAUUAUUCCUUUUUUGCCUUUUUUUUUUUUGCUUUUUUUUUUUUGUAUUUUGUAUACUUUAUAAAGCUAAUAGUUUUUGAGCAUUUUAUUUUUUUAAAAAAUGAUAAAUUUGAUCAGCCAACAAUCUAGGAGUGCUACAGAAUUUAUUGAGAUGGGACAAAUGUUGUGAGUGACUUCUAACUGUUGGCUGACAGGAGUGAGAUGGAAAAAAAUUAGUUUCAGAUUAUAUAUGAGGAUGUUAACACAAUCAUUUUUUUGGGGGGUGGGUAGGGAAUCAGUGAAUGUUCAGAUUAACCUAAACAAAUGCCAAUAUACUCAUUGCAGCAAUGCCAUUAUUUUUCUGUUAAGAUGGGAUGAAAAAAAUUGAUGGUACGUUAUUGGGAACAGAACAAGGAAGUGAUGGCAAGAGGCUGGGACUUCUGGGUAAAUGCUAGGAAGUCUGUUAGAACUGGACAUUUUUUUUUCUUGUAUUACUUGAUUGAAUGCAUGAACCCUUUGUGCCUUUGACCAUCACUCUCUGCCUACUAAUACUAAAACAUUUGCAGCCCAUUUGUAUGUUCUGUUUCAAAGAGCAAGCUUCAUCUUGAGUUUGGUAAUGUGCUUGAUCAGUUAGAGCAGUUUGGAGGCAUGGGUUCUCUGCUUUCCAGCAAUUGCUUCGUACUCUUUUCAGUUAUUGUAUUGGGUGUUGGGUAAGGGAGGUGAGAUCAACAUUGUUUGAUGAUCCCAUUUAAAGGUAAUGAAAGGCUAAGUUUACAUAUCCUCUAUUAAAGGCCACACUAAGCCACUUCGAAGGGUUUUUUAAAAAUAAAAAUAAAUUCAUACAACCUCAAGCUUGGCUUACAAACAAGAUACAGCAGCAUUUAUGCACAUUCUGCAACAACCACAAACUAAAAACGUACUAAAAAGCAGGGAUCACAGAAAAAUUAUAAUUUUUCUUUAAUUUCAGAAUGUAAUUUGAAUUGUAAUUGUGGUAAUAUGCAUUCAAGUUUCUACACAAACUUCAGUCUACCUCAGUUUAACAAUGUGGCAACACAUGGUGCAUAAAGACUGCUGUGCGUGUGCAUGCCUCCCCGGGUGCACGAGCCAUGCUAUUACCUCGGACCCUUUUGUUUGUAAUGUUUCUGUGCAUGAGAAGAUUGGGACUGCUAUGCUGCAUUGUUUGCAGGGGCACAAUUAGCAAAAAAUAGUUUGUUUCACCAUUUUGUUGAUCUACCUCUUAGAUUGAUAAGAAAAUAGAGGCAUUUCUACAUAGAAUAGAUCAUUUGCCCAAAGAUUAUGGUUAUACAGAUUAGAUAACUUUUUGGGGGGGGAAAGUUUCUUUUAUUUUACUGCAUUUUUCUUUACUAAUUGGCUUAAAAAUACAAGUAUAUGUUGUAGUUUAGCAGAAAGAAAGAAAAACAAGUUUCUGGGGGCUUGGAAGGGGGAACAAUACUUUACCUAAACUUUAGGAGAUUUUUCUUUUCUUAUAAUGAACUUUUACAAUUAUUGAAGUAAGAAGAUGGACAUAAUGAUUUUUAAAAAUCUGUGUCCAAUAUUAUUAAUUUUGGCAAGAUUGAUAUGAUUGUUUUCCUUAAUAGCUUUAUUUUACAAAAUAAGUGCUACAUUUACACCUGCUGACGUAAAUAUUGUCGUUUUUCUUUAAAUUUGUAGACUUUAGUGUGGUAAAAUCAUGUCUUUUAGUUUCAGUUGAGAUACGGCAAUAUGAAGUAUUUCAUAUAGCUAGGAAGUGAAACUUUAAAUGAUUUCAGUGUUUAAUAAAGUAUUGAUCAUUUCUUCUCUGUAAUGUGCCCCCUAUGCAGCUUCACUUGCCAGAUGCCUCUGAAUGGAAUAAAGAGUUUAACUCCUACUAUCAGAUAAA
Messenger RNA from Pantherophis guttatus, 4546 nucleotides. RefSeq names its product insulin like growth factor 2 mRNA binding protein 3 (gene IGF2BP3). Gene Ontology annotation, molecular function: RNA binding. The record is from RefSeq and is a predicted model, not a curated record. Lineage: Eukaryota; Metazoa; Chordata; Lepidosauria; Squamata; Colubridae.